UAUCAUUGUGUUUAUGAUUUUAUUUUCCCUCAAACAGCCUGCUUUUUGGAAGAAGUAGCAGAUCAUAAUCCAGUAAGUUCCUUGUCCCAGCCAGUCCAUCUAUAAAUCUCUAAUCAUUCAAACUCAACGUGUGACAUCUCAGAAUAAUAACGUCAUAGCGCUUCUUCAAACUCUCAGAAUAAUAACAGUAUCGCUUUAAUCAAACUGAGAGCAACAUCAAAACGCAGUUAUCUGUCAUGCAUCAACUGUCUUGUCAAUGUCAUUGUCAAACUAAAUGUCAAAGCGGCUGUAAUUUUUGUGUUUUGUUUGUUUGUGGGUGGAUUUCCGAUAAAAAUACUAAUAAAUAAGCACCAACACAGUACUUUUAAUAUACCAUAAUUAGCUUCAUGAUCAAUUUUGUUCGUCCAUAUUCAACUGUUUAUAAAUUUGUGCCUUCAAGAUGAUGAACCAAUACUUGAGAGAGUUGGAAAAGGACCCUUUUGAUCCAGAUGAGUUUGUGGAGAGGAUGGUGAGGCGCAGUAUGGAAGAAUCAGGCAAUCAGAAUGAAAUACAACCUGAAAUGAUACAUGAUAUCUUCACUCAAGCCAUCCAAGACUUAAAAGUUCUCCAGGAGAGGCAAGAGAGGAAGUGCGCCCGCCUGGAGCAAGCCGUGCAGGAGGAGGAGAAGCUCUACGGAGCCAAACUGUCAGAGAUCAUGGACCAGCACACUCACUGCGUGAGCGUGUUCAACUCGCUGGACGAGCGCAUGUCGCGGUGCGGGGGGCAGGCGCAGGACGUGGGCGAGAAGCUGGGGGCCGCGCGAGCGCCGCGGGCCCGCGCCGCCGCCGCCCGGGACCUGCUGGCGCACCUCGCGCACUUCCUGAGCCCCGGGCCCGUGUUGACGGACCUGUUUAAUGAUCCUAAUAAGCUAAACGAAGCAGCGGAUGUGAUUCAAAAACUGCACACGAUAUCGCAAGAGCUGCCUCCGGAGAAAUUCGAGGUGGCCAAGAAGAAAAUUGAAGCCAAGUACGAUGAGAUAGAGAGGAGCCUUAUUGAAGACUUUGUGAAGGCGCAGAACCAAGGCAACUUGGAUAAGAUGAAAGACAUUGCCAACAUCAUGACCAACUUCAAAGGGUAUUCGCAAUGUGUUGACGCAUUUAUUGAGACCAGUCAAAUGAACACUCUACAAGGCAAGGACAUAUUCUCGGCAGUCCUACCCCUGUGUAAGAAGAACUACACGAUAAUUCGAAGCGUUUUCCCGAACCCCGAACAAGUGAUGAGCAAGUUUGUGCUCAACAUCUUCCAUCUGAAGCUACAGAAGUACAUUCAGACGAAAUUGGCCGACAAGAAUGAUGUGGAGAAGUAUCUGAAGAAUCUAUACGAUAUGCAUACUAGCACCCAACGCAUAUGCGACGAGCUGAUAUCAGCGGGGCUGGUCUCCGCGGCCGGCAACUCCUCCGGCGGUGAGCUCCGUCGAGAGGCGCUUAUCAACGGAGCCAUGGCGGCUGCGGGGGAUGGGUACAAGGAGCUGCAGUUGAGGAGACUCAAGGCGGUGAUGGCCAACUCGCUGCAUAAGUACUAUAGUGAGAAGAGUCACACGAAGAAGCAGAUUCAGGGUGGCGGUUUCCAAGAGCUCCGGCGCGACCUGCAAGCAGUUAUCGGGGCUCGCGCCAACAUCAACAUAGCACAGAUAGAGAACUACGGAGGAGAGACCUUCCUGAGCGAGGCCCUGGUGCAGAAGAUGCUGGCCGAGUCCAGCACCGCCUUCCUGAGGUGCAGGACUCUAUGCACCCCUACAGAAUUACCCGGGGUGCUCUCCUCCCUGCUGGACGUGGUGAUCCAGUACGUGCUGGUCGAGCACGUGGACUACGCGCUAGACCUCGGCAUUCAGUCCAUACCGAUUGCAGAGAGCAAGUCGCCGCCUCAGAUUUACUUCUUCGACAUUGUGAAUCAAGCGAGCAAAAUAAUAAAGAUGUUUGAGCAACACUUUCAAGAAGCCAUCGUGCCUUGCAUUAGCUCGUCCUCAAAACAAGCUGACUAUAUCCAGAAGAAGUCCACCAUCAUGGAGCAACUGGCCAACAAGCUGGACGCGGGGCUGGAGCGCGCGCUGGCGGCGGUCGUGGGCUGGGUCAAGCUGCAUCUGCAGACCGAGCAGAAGAAGACCGACUUCAAGCCUGAAGGGGACAUCGACACUUUGGCUUCGCCGGCGUGUCUAGCGGUCGUGGCGUACCUAAACACGGUGUUGGACAACAUACACAACGGGCUCGAAGGCGACAACCUCAACGCUGUCACGUUGGAGCUGGCCAUCCGACUGCAUCGCGUCAUUUACGAACACUUGCAGAACUUCCAGUUCAAUUCUGCUGGUGCAAUGAUAGCGAUAUGCGACGUCAAAGAGUACCGCUCGGCGGCGUGCUCCCGCGGCGCGCGGUCCGCGCCCGCCCCCGCGCACGCGUUGUUCGACGCACUACACGCCUUGUGCAACCUGCUGCUGGUCAAGCCCGAGAACCUGCAGCAGGUGUGCGAGGGAGAGACGCUGGCGGAGUUGGAUCGAACCAUUCUUCUGAACUUCAUCCAGCUGAGAUCCGACUACAAGAGCCAGAAGUUGGCCAACUGUCUCAAGGGCCUGUCAUAAUAUUUGAACAACAGUGUCGGAUUCUUUCAAAACACAUAGUGAAACACUACGGUGGUACUACAAUAAUUGUUGCUCUAAUAUCAGUGGUUAGUUUAUAUCUUCAAAUGUCAAUGAGAUGCAAAGUUUUAAAAAUGAAUAUGCUAAUUCGGUGCACGGGCUUGGAUGCCCUUUUAUCAUAAUUAUGUGUAUAUUUA
Plutella xylostella (diamondback moth) is the source of this 2805-nucleotide messenger RNA. RefSeq names its product Exocyst complex component Sec10 (gene Sec10). Gene Ontology annotation, biological process: Golgi to plasma membrane transport; exocytosis. Lineage: Eukaryota; Metazoa; Arthropoda; Insecta; Lepidoptera; Plutellidae. The record is from RefSeq and is a predicted model, not a curated record. Gene Ontology annotation, cellular component: exocyst; cytoplasm.